Fomitopsis serialis is the source of this 1320-nucleotide messenger RNA. RefSeq names its product mRNA capping enzyme. The record is from RefSeq and is a predicted model, not a curated record. Lineage: Eukaryota; Fungi; Basidiomycota; Agaricomycetes; Polyporales; Fomitopsidaceae. The transcript is spliced from 10 exons. The coding region runs from base 1 to 1320 and encodes 439 amino acids. Gene Ontology annotation, cellular component: mRNA capping enzyme complex. Gene Ontology annotation, molecular function: mRNA guanylyltransferase activity; ATP binding; DNA ligase (ATP) activity. Gene Ontology annotation, biological process: DNA repair; DNA recombination; 7-methylguanosine mRNA capping.
AUGUCUCGAAUACCUGGUCUCCCCGGCGUCCCCAUCCCCCACCGCUCCGACAAAGAAAAAUGGUUCAAGCAGGCGGUCGCAAGGCUCUGUCAACUCGAAAAUGAGCGUUUCCCCGGCAGCCAGCCUGUCAGUUUCGCUGUGGAUGAUUUGCAGAAACUGGACACAAAGGACUACUGGGUCUGCGAGAAGUCGGACGGCGUCCGGGUGCUGCUGUUCAUCUACACAGACACCCAAACCAAUGACCAGAUGGUGUUCCUUAUCGACCGCCACAACACGUACCGCGAGUUAACUGGCUUUUAUUUCCCGCACUUCGAGGACCCAAGGAAGCCUCUCCGCAGUACCAUUGUCGAUGGUGAGCUCGUCGUUGAUGUCGACCCCCGCACGCGUCAAGAGACGCUUCGUUACCUCGCAUUCGACUGCCUGGCAGUUGACGACCAGAACGUGAUGGCAAGACCGCUGGACAAGCGCUAUGGUCGGUUGCAGAUGUGGUUUUACGAACCAUACAACAAGAUGCUGCGUGAUCAUCCCCAGGUAGCCAGAGAGCAUCCGUUCCAGAUCAAAGUGAAGCAAGUGAAGCUGUCAUAUCACGUUGACGACGUCUUCAAUAUCGACUUGCCUGCGUUGCAACAUGGCAAUGAUGGCCUUAUCUAUACGUGUGCCGAGACGCCUUACAUUCCUGGGACUGAUAAAAACAUCUUGAAGUGGAAGCCUCCUUCCGAGAACUCGAUCGACUUCAAGCUGGUUCUGCGGUUUCCACCCCCAUCCAGUCGGUCGCCCGAUCCGGACUACUUCGCGAAGCCUGUGUUUGAGUUGCACGUGUUCUGCGGCGACGAGCGAGGAUUGCCCAGAUACGAGUUUUACGACGUCAUGCACGUCGAAGAUGACGAGUGGGAAAGCAUGAAGAGGUCCGGCGAGCAGCUUGAUGAUCGCAUCGUGGAAGUACAUUGGGACCUAGCACAGGAGCACUGGCGAAUGAUGCGCUUCAGAGACGACAAGCCGGCCGGGAACUACAAGACAGUCGUCGAGAACAUCAUCAAGAGUAUCGCCGAUGGCGUCGAGAAGGAUCAGCUCCUCGCGCGUUCUGCGUCCGUCCGGAAUGCUUGGAAGGCGCGCCAUCCAGAACAGCAACCACGUUCAGGCGGUCCCCCACCUCCGCCCGUCAAGCCGCCACAAGCCAACUCACACCCGAUCCAGCCUCCGAACGGCCACGCACCUCCUCGAACACACGGCCCCGAGGCAGAGCCACGCUUCGGGGCCCUCGCCCAGUCGCCGUGGAGCAAAGUCACUGGCCCGGAAAUGAUCUCUGGGAUGUACAGGUGA